Messenger RNA from Pseudopodoces humilis (Tibetan ground-tit), 1173 nucleotides. It is a transcript of the gene RIC3, whose product is annotated as RIC3 acetylcholine receptor chaperone. Gene Ontology annotation, cellular component: intracellular membrane-bounded organelle; neuron projection; neuronal cell body. The record is from RefSeq and is a predicted model, not a curated record. NCBI's taxonomy places the organism in Eukaryota, Metazoa, Chordata, Aves, Passeriformes, Paridae. Gene Ontology annotation, biological process: protein localization to cell surface; synaptic transmission, cholinergic.
AUGGCGGCCUGGACGUGCUGCCGGGUGGCGGCCGUGUCCUGCCUGGUGCUCUGCGUCUCCCUCCUCCUGCCGCGCACCUUCCUGCCCCGGGCCGGCGGCAGGCAGGAGCCCGGCGCCGCACCGCCCGAGGGGAAGCUCAGUCGUUUUCCUCCGAGGAUGCAUUCCCACGCCACUCCCGACGGCCGAGCUGUCCCUCAUUUUCCGAGGUCUCACCUUACUGAAGCAGUGGCCAAAGCCAAGGCAGGUGGAGGUGGUAGUGGAAGCACUGGUGGAAGUGGAAGAGGUCUCGUGGGACAGAUUAUCCCUAUAUAUGGAUUUGGCAUCUUCUUAUAUAUUCUGUACAUUUUAUUUAAGCUGGCUUCCAAGGGAAGAACUACUCCUGGAGAGCGGAAAUGCCCCACUGCUACCCCUGGGAACAUGAAGAGGAAAAUCACUGACUAUGAGCUCACUCAGCUCCAGGAAAGACUGAGAGAGACAGAAGAAGCGAUGGAAAAAUUAAUCAACAGAGUAGGACCUAUGUAUGACAGCAGGACUCAAAAUGUUACAACAGACCAGGAAAAAAUGUUACUUCAACAACUCCGAGAAAUUACUAGAGUUAUGAAAGAAGGAAAAUUCAUAGAUGACAUCUCUCCUGAGAAGGAAGCUGAGGAAGCUCCUUACAUGGCAGAUUGGGAAGGUUAUCCAGAAGAGACCUAUCCUGUCUAUGAUAAUUGCUUCAAGCGCAAGCAGGACACAAUCCUUGUAGAUUACCCUGACCUGAGCCAGCCCUCUCCAGAAGAGCUGGCAGAAAGAAUGGAGGGCAUGGAAGAUGAGGAGUAUCCUUAUGAUGAAACCCUGCUAAGUGAUCUCACCAUGGGAAUGGGUGGUCAGGAUUUAAUGCAGAAAAAGGAUGAUGUAACUCUCAUCAGGGAGGAGGAGAGUGACCUUCCUCCCAGCCAGAGCACUGAGGAGUGCUGCUGUUGCUGUGAUGAUGAUGAUCCUGCCGUCAUAGCAGAGAAUGCUGGAUUCCACUCUGAGACCUGCAGUGAAGUAGAAGAGACAAGCCAAGAGGAGCUCUCUGUGGAGUCGGAAAAUGAAAAUGCAGCACUGGAAAAGCAAAAAGUGUGUGAUUCAGAGGAGACAGGCACGCUGAGAAAGCGCAACACCAAAGUGCUUGAUUGAUAGGGACAACAG